ACUUAAAAAUUCUUGUGAUUUUUGUGAGACAGACAGGCAUAAUUCUUGGACCUACAUUUUUGGGAAGAUUAGAAAUAAUGAAAAAAGUAAUAUUUCCUCAUGAAAGCCAAGAACUAAUCUGCACAGCAGAAUAUUUCGGUUGCUCAAUCUACAUGUUCAUAAGCGCAGUCAAAAUAGACAUCGGAGCAACAAUACGAUCCGCCGGAAAAGUAGUAAUAAUCACCGGAGUAGUAUCGGUAAUCAUACCGAUGGCAUUCGGUUUACUUUUAAUACGACCACAAGUUGCAGAGUUUAUCCAAAGCGGAACCCAAAACGAAGAAAUGCAAGUCGUUUUGAUGAACAGCUUCUCAACAUUUUCAAUAAUCAUCCACGUCCUUGACGAACUUAAGCUCGUUAAUUCAGAACUAGGGCUUUUAGCUUUAACGGCGUCGUUAGUUUCCGACGGAAUUUCUUUCAGUAUAACGACGUUAGUUACUGUUCUUCAGCAGAAACUCUCUUCCGUUAAUUCUAUAAUAGAUAUGUCGGCGACGACCGGAUUUAUGCUCUUCGCCGGAUUUGUGAUUCGCCCGGUGCUUUUUCGUGUGAUUCGGAGAACUCCUCAAGGAUCCACCGUUGAUUCUACCGUUACGUAUAUGCUGAUCACGAUGGCGUGUCUGAGUGCUGUGUAUUUUCAUGUGUUUCACCAGCUGCAGUGCAUCGGAGCUUUUGCUUUCGGGAUGACGGUACCGGCCGGGCAGCCGUUGGGUUCGGCGUUGGUGAAGAAAUUUGAAACUUUUAUGUAUGGGAUUCUGAUGACGAUUGGGGUGGUUACGUCGGUUAUGAGGGCGGAUUUGAGAUUGAUUUUGGAUAAUUUUGGGGAUUUGAGUUUAUAUAUGGGGAUUAUAAUUUUGAUAUUUGGAGCUAAAUUGGUGGCGUGUUUGAUACCGUCGUUGUAUUGGAAGAUGCCGUUAGUUGAUUCUUUGCUUUUUGCUGUUAUUAUGACUUGCAGAGGUAACGUCGAGUUGGGGUAUUACUUGCUCGCAAGAGAUACUAAGAUGAUAGGCGAAGAUGUGUUUGCUCUGUUGAUUUUUUUCAUGAUACUCAACUCAACUUUUGUUGCAGUAACUGUGAAAUGCCUCUAUGAUCCUUCAAAAAAAUAUGCAGGCUAUCAAGCAAGGAACAUCUCGCACUUAAAGCCGAAAGCCGAGCUCCGAAUUCUCGCCUGCGUUCACCAACCCGAAAACAUAGCUUGUAUCAUCAGAUUACUCGACGCAUUUCACCCGAACAAAGACAGAUUUAUUUCUCUUUAUGUGCUCCAUCUCAUCCAACUCGUCGGUCGAAACAUACCGUUUAUCGUAUCCCAUCAAAAGCAGAAACCGGUGUCAGACUCGCGCGCCCAUAGUGUUGUCAUCUCGUUCAGUCAAUACGAGCAAAGAAACUGGGAUAGUUUAUCGGUUUCUAUGUUUACAGCAUUAUCGCCAUCGAAAUCGAUGAAUGAGGAUAUAUCACUACUCGCAUUAGGCAAUUUCACGUCUCUGAUAUUACUUCCGCUCCACCGAAAAUGGUCGAUCCAUGGAAUUAUUACAGCCGAAGACAAUUUUAUAAGGACUGUAAAUCAAAAGGUUCUUGAUAAAGCUCCCUGUUCUGUCGGAAUCUUUUUCGACCGAGGAAAACUAGGACGUGGUACCUCAGUAGCAUCAUCAAAGACAUCGCAUUCUAUCUGCAUGAUCUUCUUAGGGGGUCCUGACGAUCGCGAGACGUUAUCUUUAGCGAAACGAAUAGCUAAUGACUCAAGUGCGAGCGUAACAGUGAUCCGUUUUAUUCCAGAAUAUGUCCAAUUAAUAGACUCUGAAGAGUCACUGCUCGACGCUUGGGCGCUGGAGGAUAUCAAGCAAAUAGUGGAUAAAAAUGAGGCUAAGCCAAAUUUAGUAUACAGAGAACAUACAGUGAAAGAUGGAGCUGACACCGCGUUUGCUCUCCGUUCUCUAGCCGACGACUAUGAUCUUUUCUUAGUCGGGCGACGUUUUGGCGUAGAAUCUCCUCAAACGGAUGGUUUAUCAGAAUGGGCGGAGAUUCCGGAGCUGGGAAUUAUAGGAGACCUGCUUGCCUCAAAGUAUCUAAACACCAAAGCAGCUGUGCUGGUGGUGCAACAACAAAAAAAGAUGAAGUAGCUAGAUAGGAUCAUUGCAU
This is a messenger RNA of Mercurialis annua (annual mercury), 2169 nucleotides long. RefSeq names its product cation/H(+) antiporter 4-like. The record is from RefSeq and is a predicted model, not a curated record. Gene Ontology annotation, cellular component: endomembrane system; membrane. Gene Ontology annotation, biological process: proton transmembrane transport; regulation of pH. Bases 78 to 2150 code for a protein of 690 amino acids. Gene Ontology annotation, molecular function: antiporter activity. Lineage: Eukaryota; Viridiplantae; Streptophyta; Magnoliopsida; Malpighiales; Euphorbiaceae. The transcript is spliced from 2 exons.